AUGACAGAAUGUCACGGAAACAACAAAGGUCCAAUGUCUCCACCCCAAACACCCACGGAUCUUUCAUUCAUAUUAAACCCUACUGAGAGUUCGACGAAGAAGGAGGAAACUACAGCCACACCGAACUCAAUAACGUCAAUACCUGUCACGCCCGCCAAUACUACUGUUCCGUCCUUUCAAGCUCCAGUGCGAACAGUUCUUGGUGCGAGAUACUUGCUCAACGACCUUCCAGAAUCAAUUAGGAUUUUACUUCGGGAAGACGAUGAUCAAACACAUCAACCUUCCCUACAACAAAAGCGGCAACAACAGCAACAACAGCAUCAACAUCACCAUCAACAUCAACAUCACCAAUAUCAUCAACAACAUCAUCAACAUCAACAUCAGCAUCAACAACAGCAUCAACAACAUCAACAUCACCAACAUCACCACCAACUAUGUACACUAUCCCAUGCAGUCAGACGACGUCCAGACUGUGGCGGUCGUCGCAAAAAUCCAUACCCUAUGCGAUCGCCAAGUAAGCAGCCAACAAAAGGACUUCCACCUACUCCUCCUACGACAACUGUAUAUGGUCUAUAUAAUGAAGACCCGCGUGGAUUUUUAGAACGAAAUCUAAAAGAAUUGAAAUUCAUUGAAGACCCUCGACCACACUCUCCAAGACCAAUUCUCUCUGACGAAGAAAGAGAAUUGGAACAAGAACAGAAAAAGCUAUCCCGUCGUCGCACUAAAAAGAAGCGACCGAUUCCAUACGAUAAAGUGCAACGAAAAAAGAAAUCAAACAGUAUGGCACGAGUACUCGCCGAUCGUGCAUCGAUAUCGGUAACGUCUUCUCACACUUUAUCUGACCACAGCACGAAUACAACUUCAUCUCCUCAAUCAGAAAACGGAGAAACAUGUAACGAGGGCAUCACGUCAACUUCGACACGAGAAAGUGCUACUGUCCGUGUAUCAAAAGCUCCUGCACCUCCAGCUAUGGAAUGGCAUGAUCUGAAAGCCGCGAUCGAUAACUUGGGUUUAGACCAAGUACGUAUCAAUGUACCGAAUCAUGGAAUUACUUGGAAGGGGUCUCCAUUAAAUAUCACGACGUUGCCGCAUUACAGCUCCAUGCAUCCUUCCGAAGCAUCUGUGGCUUCAGUGUUGAGAUUAACGCCAUUACAGUAUUUCAAUGCUAAAUAUACGCUCGUAUCGACUGCCAACAGAUAUGUACAGAGAGAGCAGCCGUUCAGAAAAUCAGAUGCACAAAAGUUAUUACAUAUCGAUGUUAACAAGGCGAGUAAGUUGUGGGAAUUCUUUGUACUAGCGGGUUGGAUUAAGGCGGACGAGAGAGAUAUAAUGAGAAGGAAGUAA
Paraglomus occultum is the source of this 1344-nucleotide messenger RNA. Lineage: Eukaryota; Fungi; Glomeromycota; Glomeromycetes; Paraglomerales; Paraglomeraceae. The record is from the annotation of a GenBank genome assembly.